Entrophospora sp. SA101 is the source of this 129-nucleotide messenger RNA. NCBI's taxonomy places the organism in Eukaryota, Fungi, Glomeromycota, Glomeromycetes, Entrophosporales, Entrophosporaceae. The record is from the annotation of a GenBank genome assembly.
AUGAUGAUCAUAUCUGUUAAGGGUACCAUUUUGAAUAUUAGCGAUAGAAAUAUUGCUAUAAGACCAAUUGAUGUUGAUAAAAAAACUGGUAUUGAUAUAGUUAUUUGGUUUCCUAUAAUGUUAAAUUAG